ACGAGCUGGGUGAGCCCAGCCCAGCCCUGCAGAGAGUGGGGCUCUGCGGAGCAGACUGAAGCCUUCAGACGCACCCAAACCCUCCUUUCCCGGGGUCUGCCUGCAGGUGAGUGCCUGGAUGCUGUGGCUUUCCCAUCAUUCCUUCGUUACCACCUUUAAGCAGCCUCUGAGUCCUGCAAUUCCCACUGGCAACAGGGAAUCUGCCUCCGCUCCUGGUGCUUUCCUAUGGACAUGCUGGAAGCUGGGAUGGAGAGGGAAGAGGGGGAGCCCCUGCCCGGGGAGGCGGAGGAGAUGAGUGGAAGCGGCACCGUGACCCUGGACCCGGGCAGCGCCAGCCCCUUCCUCCUGCUGGCUGCCGACGGGCGGGGCGUGCGCCGCGGGGACGAGUGGAGCCCGGUGCCGGACACGGCCGAGCGCUUCGAGCCGGAGCCGUGCGUGCUGGGCAGCCCGGGCUUCGCUGCGGGGAGGCACUGCUGGGCCGUGGAGGUGGCCCAGGGGGGUCAGUGGUGGGCGCUGGGGGUGGCGCAGGAGUCCCUCAGGAGGAAGGGGGUCCUCAGCUUCACCCCGCAGGAGGGGCUCUGGGCCGUGGGGCAGUGGUUCGGACAAUUGUUCGCUUUCACUGACCCGGACUGGACCCCCCUGCACCUCCCCUGCGUGCCCCGGGCCAUCCAGGUGUGCCUGGACCUGGCCGACAGGACGGUGGCCUUCGCUGACGCCGAGACCCAGGCCCCCAUCUUCACCUUCUGCCUGGAUUCGCAUCCCGGGGAGCGGCUGCGGCCCUGGCUCUGGCUGGGGAAGGACUCGUGGCUGCAGCUGUGGCCCUGA
Molecule: messenger RNA, 825 nt
Organism: Neopsephotus bourkii (Bourke's parrot)
Lineage: Eukaryota; Metazoa; Chordata; Aves; Psittaciformes; Psittacidae
Product: E3 ubiquitin-protein ligase TRIM15-like
Exons: 2
Coding region: 226-825 (199 amino acids)
Molecular function (GO): protein binding
Source: RefSeq, a predicted model, not a curated record